CGGUCUGACGGCAAGGUCUCCUCUCUCACAGUUUACAUCUCUUCUUACCCUUUUUAUCAGCUGACUACCUGACAGCUCUUACUUAAACAUAACCAUAUUGUCCAUAUUGAAUAUUGUGGUGAUUUGCGAAGCACUAUCAAACUAAAUACUUCUUCAUACACAUCUACAGAAGGAGGUCAGUGACCUCACCCAUGAUGAUCAGAUCUGUUCAUGCCAGGGACAUUAGAUUCCCAACAUCUCUAGAGGCACACGGCUCUGAUGCUAUGCACAAGGACCCAGAUUACUCUUGUGCUUAUGUUGUAAUCUACACUGACAAAGAUGUGGAGGGACAUGGACUGGCAUUCACUCUUGGGAGAGGCACUGAAAUAGUUGUAGCAGCUAUCAAGGCUCUCAGCCCUCUGCUGGUUGGCCAGUUCACCAACAAUAUACUGACUGACUUUGGUGGCUUUUGGCAAAAACUGACCAGUGACUCACAGUUGAGAUGGCUGGGGCCAGAGAAGGGAGUGAUCCACCUUGCAGCUGCAGCUAUAGUCAAUGCUCUCUGGGACCUGUGGGCUCGCAUAGAGAAUAAACCACUGUGGAAGUUAUUGGUGGAUCUGGACCCUGAGGAUCUUGUCUCAACUAUUGACUUUAGAUAUAUAUCAGAUGUUUUAACCAAGCAAGAAGCUUUGGAGAUCCUAAAACAGGCUAAAGAAGGCAAACAGAAGAGAGAAGAGAUAAUAAAGACUGAGGGCUACCCUGCAUACACCACCCAGGCUGGAUGGUUGGGUUACUCAUCAGACAAAGUGCGUUCUCUACUGAGCAAAUACAUGGCUCAAGGAUUCAGCGCUUUUAAGAUCAAAGUAGGAGACAACUUGGAGGACGACAUCAAACGUUCCAAAAUGGUCCGAGAAAUCAUUGGACCAGACAGAAUACUGAUGAUGGAUGCCAACCAGAAGUGGGAUGUGGGACAGGCAGUGAAGUGGAUGGAACAGUUGGCAGUGUACAAACCAUUGUGGAUUGAGGAGCCUACGUCUCCAGAUGAUAUCUUGGGACACACAGAGAUAUCUAAGGCUCUGUCACCACUAGGUGUGGGUGUGGCUACUGGGGAGAUGAUUUGUAACAGAGUGAUGUUCAAACAAUUCCUCCAGUUGGGAGCGAUGCAGUACUGUCAGAUAGACGCCUGCAGAGUGGGAGGUGUAAAUGAGUUGUUGGCCAUUUAUCUGAUGGCUCACAAGUUCAAAGUACCAGUAUGCCCGCACGCCGGGGGUGUCGGUCUCUGUGAGAUGGUUCAACAUUUGCAGAUAUUCGACUACAUUGCACUAUCAGGCACAAUGGAACACAGAAUGAUAGAAUACGUAGACAAACUACACGAACAAUUUGAAGAACCUGUUGUCAUCAAGCAAGCCAAGUAUCAAGUUCCCAAAGUGAGUUACACUCAUGGCAGGGCAGUAGUUCUGGAGUAUAAUGUGGUCACCAUCGAUCUCUAUUACUACAACUGGGUUGCACGCUGUGUGCUGGGUUUUCGCUCCUCCCAUCACCUAACGUCUGAGCUGUCUCCCUCUUACUCAUUACGUCUUAUGGCGUUUCCGUGUUUGCGCUCGGAAAAUACGCUAUAUCUCUGUUCAUAGUGGCUCGAUUAUCAA
This is a messenger RNA of Macrosteles quadrilineatus (aster leafhopper), 1625 nucleotides long. Its product is annotated as mitochondrial enolase superfamily member 1-like. The record is from RefSeq and is a predicted model, not a curated record. Gene Ontology annotation, biological process: amino acid catabolic process; carbohydrate catabolic process. Lineage: Eukaryota; Metazoa; Arthropoda; Insecta; Hemiptera; Cicadellidae. Gene Ontology annotation, molecular function: L-fuconate dehydratase activity; magnesium ion binding. The transcript has 10 exons. Bases 192 to 1610 code for a protein of 472 amino acids.